Hemiscyllium ocellatum (epaulette shark) is the source of this 4598-nucleotide messenger RNA. RefSeq names its product zinc finger protein 319-like. The transcript has 4 exons. The record is from RefSeq and is a predicted model, not a curated record. The coding region runs from base 526 to 2256 and encodes 576 amino acids. NCBI's taxonomy places the organism in Eukaryota, Metazoa, Chordata, Chondrichthyes, Orectolobiformes, Hemiscylliidae.
GUCGGGAGCCGGCGCUGGCUGUUCAAGCGGGAGCCGCCGGGGGCAGCAGAGAGCCGGCAGCAGUGACAGGAAACUCCGCGGCUGCUCUUGGCUUCCUGUUUACGCGGGCCGAGCCGAGCCGAGCCGAGGCGGACCAGACCGGAGCCAGCCAGAGCCCAGCAACCGACAGGCGGCGAGGGGGAGGGGGGGGAAGCAGGCGUCAACCGGGGGGAGGGCUGUUCAGAGCGGCUCGACCGACACCUCGAAACGGCUUCCCCCCUCCCAAUCGAGGACGAGAGACAAGGAAAGGCCGAGGCUCGGUGGGGGGCGAAGGGCCGAGGCCUGGGCCUGGGCGGCGCUCGGAGCCCGAUCUUGCCCCCCCCCCCCCUCACAUCACAAAAGCUUUUCACCCGGCCUCGGUACACGUGACAGUCCAGAUAAGAUUGACCAGUGCUCUUUGCUCUGUGUGGAAUCAGCGCGAGGCCUCCAUUGUUUCACCCAUUUCAUCUUGGGAAGUAAUUGUUUUCCAAUGUGAGUCCAUUCAACAUGACAGAGUGUUGGGAGGAACACCCAGCCGCCGCACCUUUGGUGGAGAACUGCAUUCCCCAGACUACUGAGCGUGCCCUUGAGUUUGCAAUUGUGUUCCCUACUGAUGGAGCCCUUCAACAGCACCAGCCUGUAUCGGCCGAGAGCUCCCAAAAAUGCAACAUGUGUGGCCAGACGAUCACACAGCUGUCAGAACUCCAACAGCAUCCGUGUUUUGUUAACAUGAACCGCUUCUACCAGUGUGCCCAGUGUCAGAAGACUUUCAGUCACUCUAAUGACCUGCUGCAGCACCAGUGUGGCCAAGUGGAGGAGAAGCCCUUUAUCUGCCACGUCUGCAAGAUGGGCUUUUCCCAGUUGCUGGGACUGGUCCAGCACCAGAAUGUCCACAAUGAGAACAACCCCUUCAAGUGUACUAUCUGUGGUGAGAACUUCCAGCAGUCAUCGGAACUUAUCCUGCAUCAGCGGGUUCACAUCGAGGAUCAGCCCUUUGAGUGCACUGUAUGCAAGAAGAGGUUCAAGGACUCAUCAGAACUGGUGGCACACCAGCAGUUCCAUGCACCCGAGAAACCCUUCAAAUGUAGUGUGUGCCAGAAAGGCUUUAAGAAGUCAUCGCAGCUGGUCCGACACCAGUACAUCCAUGGUGAGAAACCCUUCAAAUGCUCAGCCUGCGAGAAGUCUUUCCGCCAUGCCUCUGAGCUACAGCGACACCAGAGGGUGCACACCGGCGAGCGGCCCUUCAAAUGCAACCAAUGCGACAAGACUUUCAGCCAGUCCUCUCACCUGGCACACCACCAGCGUAUCCAUUCAGGCGAACGGCCCUACGACUGUGGUGUCUGCCACAAGAGCUUCAAGCACCGCUCGCACCUUGUGCGCCACAUGUGCGUCCAUGCUGGCGAAGACAUGUUCAAGUGCGUUAUCUGUCAUGUUGGCUUCAAGCAGCCUGGAGAACUGCUGCAGCACCAGUGCAUAACAGAGCCUGAGCGACCCUACAAGUGCGGCCAGUGCAACAAGAGCUUCAAGCGCUCUUCCUACCUUCAGCACCACCAACGUGUGCACUCAGGGGAGAGACCCUUCAAAUGUACAACCUGUCAGAUGAGCUUUAAGCAGCUUUAUGCACUGGUGCGACAUCAGCGCACCCACACUGGCGACAAGCCCUAUAAAUGCACCGUCUGUGACAAAGGCUUCAGUGAAUCCUCGCACCUCCUGUACCACCAGCACAUUCAUACUGGAGAGAGUGUUUUCCAAUGCACAGGGUGCCAGAAGGGUUUCAAAGACUCAUCAGAACUCUUACGUCACCGCUGCGCCAGGGUGGAGGGAAAACCCUUCAAGUGCACUGUUUGCCAGAAAGCUUACAAGAGGGUUUCAGCCCUGCAACUCCAUGAAUCGACCCAUGUGGAGGAGAGGCCAUUCAAGUGCAAUGCCUGCGAGCGACGCUUUGCAUGUUCCUCUGAGUUGGUGGAUCACCAGUGCCGGCCUGCCAAGGAGAAGCCGCUGAAGUGUAGCGACUGUGAAAAGAGAUUCAAAUAUUCCUCAGACCUGGAGCGUCAUCGGCGCGUUCACACAGGGGACAAACCUUUUAAAUGCAUCACUUGUGACAAGGGCUUUAAGCAGAAGGAACACCUGAUAAAGCACCAGAAUGUCCACGCCAGAGAGAGUCAGUGUACCCCAGCCUCCAGGUCCACACAGUCAAAAUGGGACAAAGCAGAAUGGAUGGCAUUUCAGUGCAAAUAGAACUGAGUUGUCAGGCCAUGUAGAUCACAUUGUCAAGAUUAAAAGGAUGCACGUGGUCAGAUUUUAAAUACUGCCCUGACAGAAUUACACUCCAGUUUUGACACAGCCAGUACCACUGAGCUAUACGUUCCACUUGAGUGACUUGGGUUCUUCUUCAGUCACCUAUGACUAUCCUGCUGAGAAUGUUCAGGUUUUUUUUUAGCUGAAAAUUACACCUCAGUGCACUUUCUUUUGUGUGAGUUUCAUCACCAGAGAGCAAUUUCCCUCUUGCUUGCGCUUGCCAUAGCUUUGAAAGUGAUGUCCCAAGAUAAUGCAGGUGUACCCCUGAGUAUUGCCCCUUUCACCCUCCAACCUUUCUGAUCUUCUGUCAUACCAAUAUCUACAAUGUGACCAGUCUUGAUAUAGAACAGGAUGAACUGAAGAUGCGGACACAGCAAAGCUCGCCUGACAAGCCUCCUUUGAAAAUGAACCUGCACCAUGGAAGUUUGGGCAAGAAGUCAGCCAAAUCACGUCCAGUCUAAACCUUAAAUACUGCGGUCUUUAAAAAGGUGGACUUUUGAUGAGAAAAGUGGUAUGUUGUUGCCAGUUGAACCAAGGGUGGUGUUGUUUUGUGUCAUCUCCAUUUUGUAAGCACUAACAGUUUGCUAAUGCAGAUGCUAAAAAUGAAAUGCAGAUUAAUUAAAAAAAAAGGUAGGAUUAAUACUGUCAUAUCAAAAUAGUCCUCAAGCUGCCUAUAGGAUAUCUCCAAGGUUACCAGUGUUUUUUUAGGAAUGUAAAAGAGCUGUCUUUCUGCUGCUGUGCAUGGCUAAUUGCAAAAGAAAGGAUUGUGGUUAAUCUACAUCCUUGCUGAGUGUAAGUAGAGUGUCUGAUUGUAAGCCAUUGAAUGGGGAACUGAUUGCUCUCAUCAGUGGGACCUACAUAACUCUUAGCAUGUUAAUUCUUCAUUCAGUUGGCUUACCAUUGAAUAUUCUCAAACCACGUGUGUGAUGUGUUUUUUAAAAAAAAUUGUCACAGAAGAAAGUUUUUAUUUUAUUACAAAUCAAUUUUAUUUUGUUUGGGCUACCGUAAACACCGGUACAGUAAGAUGGUGAGCAAUUUACUUUCAGGGUUCAGAUGGCUGUACCAUAAACCCCACGAGCAAUUUAUUGAUGUAAUCAGUACCCAGAAAAUGAAUUGCAACCUUCAUACUUUUGCCACCUGUAAUUUUUUUUUAAUAUACAUAGUCUUAAUAAAGUUAAAUCAAUGCUAAUGAAAGUUAACUUGUCCUGACUGUUGUGAUAGCUGCAAAAUGGCAUCUGCUUUAUCGAAGAAUAUAAUCCAGUUCUCAAUUAGAAUUAUAAGGAAAUUAAAAGCAAUUGUGUUGUUGGUAUUUGCCACAGCUGUGGAAAUAAUUUCUUUUAAAUGGACAGUGUCAGAUUUGAACCAUCUUAUGCUUUUUAAUAAAAUCUCUGCCAGAACUAUCAUUAGCAUCAGCUUUGUAUAUUCCUAAUUUAAUACAAAUGUUCUAGAGACAUAGUUUCAUCUGUAGCCUCUCACUGUGUUGAUCUUUGAUGGUUACUUAUUGAUGUCGGUAUCACCUUGAUUCCUUUCUUACUAUUCCUACUUGAAGAUGUUAUUUCGGCUGGCUUUUCUUUAUAUGUAAUCUAUUAUUCAGUCCUGAUAUUAGUAGGUUUUCCUGCGUUGCUGUGUCUAUGUUUUUAUUAUCCAUAGAAAUCUCUUAAGUCUUCCCAUAUUUCUUAAUUUAGUUUUCAUAUUCAGCUAGUUUGCAGAAUGACACCUUAAUUAAUGAGCCAGGCUCUUAGCUGUAUACAUAAAGCUGGCUGAUAUAAUGCAGUAAUCAUAAAUGACCUAUUCCCAUCAGACACCAGAUUGUUUGUUUGCUUGUAUAUACGUUUUGUUUUAAUCCGAUUCAGUUUAAAUUAUUUCUCUAUCGCCAGGAAGCACUGUUUGAGGAAACUCAAAUAAUUGAGAAUGUAUAUUUUGAAGAAACUGCUUCACCAGCACAUUCAGAAGUGUGGAAAGUUAUUCCUCUUUUUACAGAAAGAGGAAAAAUGAAGAGCUGACUGCUGCCAUUCACAUCUCCGAGAUAAACGUGUGAAGAGUUUGCAUGCUAUGGAGACUUGUUGAAUCCUCAUGCUGACCUUUUCCAUCGCCUACUGCAUUUCCAGAAUUCCUUCACUUUUGUGCACCUACUCCCUAGCCCAGUGUUUAUAAAUACAGAAAUGUAAUAGCUGUUGGAAGUUUUGUUUCAUUUCCUUUGACACAGAUCCCACCUUACAUGCCUGAAGUCUGUGAAGUUACCUGGACAGAGAUGGAACAUAACCAUGUGAAUUAAAAAGAAA